CCGUCCUCAGUGUAGGUACCCACACAGACCUGCCAUGUGCUUACUCCAGUAGUGUACCUGUACCCACGGACAACUACAUGUGUAUGUGUGGGAAGGUGCCACAUGUGAUUCACACAUACACACAGUAGUACUACAGGGUGGAAUUGUUCUGAGGCGUGUCUAUCGGCCAGUGUUAUUGUGGGAGAUACAGCAGAGGAUUGUGUGCACCCUGGGGACCGGGUCAGCAUGUGGAGUGAUGUGGGACCGCCCCACCCUACCCAUCACCUCUGCUACCUCCUCACCCUCCUCCUCUCCCUGCUGUUCAUCCUCCGUAUCUUCAUCUACCACCACCCUGCAUAGACCCAUACCUCUACCCUUAAGUGUUGCUCAGGACAAGGACUGGCUACUCAUUCGUACAAAGAUGCCUGUCUGCAUCUGGCCUGAUACCUGUCUCUUGGGAUGUGCCCUUAAUGAUGUUGGUCUCCCGGGGAGUAAAGUUUCCAUGGUACAGCCUCCCCUUCCGGGGUUUGUGAUGUACAACGGUGAACACCUAUCACAACCUCCUCCGGCUCAUAUGGGUAUACCUCCAAUGCACAUAGAUCCAAAGACAGGGUUACCCAGACCACCAAUGUAUGCUUACCCAACCCCCUCACAGUUCCCACCCAGUUUAUAUGGUCCAGACCUGUCUCAAGUGCAAUGGCCAAGACAAGGGUACCCCAUCUCCUCAGGUGCCUUCACCGGGGCAUACCCACCUACAUUAUUAAACUCAAGUGCAUUAUCACGGUUUGGUCACCCCGGCCUAUUCCCACCCCCAGGCAUUUCCCACCCUGGUAUGCCUCACCCCACCUUAAUGUCACCAGCCAACAAACAGGAUGGGGGACAGCAACCCCACGGCCAAGACAGAAUGCAUGACCAAGGGGGCAGUGGCCACAGUCAGCGAGAAGAACAAGAAAAGAAGAAACCUCAUAUAAAGAAACCUCUUAAUGCCUUUAUGUUAUUUAUGAAAGAGCAACGGGCCAAAGUGGUAGCAGAAUGUACAUUAAAAGAAUCUGCAGCAAUAAACCAAAUUUUAGGUAGAAAGUGGCAUGCACUUGAUAGGUCAGAACAAACUAAAUAUUAUGAAAUGGCAAGGAAAGAAAAAGAACUUCAUUUACAACUGUAUCCCGGCUGGAGUGCUAGGGAUAACUAUGCUGCACACACUAAGAAAAAGAGGAAAAAGAGAGACCCCCAAUCAGGCGGUGCAGAUUGUACGAUUGCAAAAAAGUGUCGAGCGCGUUAUGGUCUAGAGCAGCAGGGACAGUGGUGUAAGCCUUGUCGAAGAAAAAAGAAAUGUAUUAGAUACAUGCUCGAAGAUGGAGUCGAAUACGUAACUGACGGGGAAGAUGGUCCAAUGAGCGACGACGUGACCACAGGAGACUCUGUGCAUGACAGUGACUCCAUGGUAGGGAGUCCGUUACUUUCAGUAACAAGUGAUGAUGCAUUUUCUACGCCAUCAAAGUCUUUCUGCCAAAACUCGCCACCGUCCUGUUUGGACCUCGGGGACCAAGGCGAGGACCUGGACUUGACAUUAAAGCCUGUUGAUGAUGGUGUUGUAAGGGAGCCCCUGCAUCCCCAGUCACUUAACCUAAAUGACAGUCGGCGGUACGGCCUAGACGGAGACCUAAACGUCACACUGACUAUGUGUACAAGCCCAGUCAAACCAGUGCCUACAGCAGUAUACCUAUCCUCUAGCAGUCAAUAGGUGGGAUCAAGUCUUCAUUCUCAUUGAUCAUGUAUCACUUUGUGUUAUUGUACAUAGGAACAUGUAGAUGCAAGUGUACAGCAUAAUACCGAGAUCUCAUACUAUUGAUGUCACUAUAAUUGGUACUGUAUUCCCUUCAUUAGUCAUCUAGCCCCGGAGUUGUUACAUUUGUGCGUGUGGAGGAGGGGUGGCUGUUGUGUGAUGGACCCUCCAUGGCCACUGCUGUGCAGGGGCAAACUUUAAAGGAGUGGUGUAUCACUGAUCGGCAAAACGGCCAGUACCGUUGUGGAUUUCCUUUACGUCAGAACCACACUUCUGGUGACCAUUAUAUGGCACAACAAACAGGACGCCAAAGCAUGUCUGUCGGGCUAUUGAUAGAUAUGGUGAUCACAGUUGCCAUGGUUACAAAAUAUUUAUACCACCCAGGAUCGCGAAAUGAAAUGACAUUGCUAAGCUGUGUGGUUACUAUAGUGAUAGCCUUCAGGAAGUUGAGAACUCUCAUUUUUAUGAUAAAAGGUGUACGAAAGAUUUUUUUUUUUUUUUUUUUUUUUUACAAAUAUAUACUUGUGAAACAGUUAUUUUAUUGUUAAAAAGUCUACAAUAUGCGAAAGUUUUUAAAAGUAUUUAUAGGUAUACAAAUUUUAGUGAUUUUAGAACUUUAGAAUACAUAAUAUAUCAGUAAUUGGUUGGUCUUUUUAAACAACAAUAUUAUGUGAAUUUUAUCUGUUUUCUGGUAUGUGUUCUGAAGGCUAUAUUGUACACAGAGGCAAAUGUAACUCUCCCUCCCUUGUCUACACUGUUGUUGUGGUAUUAUUCAUUGACAGUCAUUAUGUGUGGUAGGUGUUUUCACAAUAAUAUUGUCAUUCUGUCCUAGCCAUAUGUAGUAGUCUCAUCUUUAUCUCAUCUUUCCUUCCUUGGAAAUAAACCACUCCGUCUAGGAAGUGAUGGAGUUGAUCUCUGGGAUAAGUGUGGUGAGCACCUAGAGUGUGUGUACCUGUGAAGUGUGAUUGAGGUGUGUUUGAGUAUUUGUGCAGAUGAGUUAACGAGUAUGGGACUGUGUCAGAUUUUUAUAAAGGUGCAAAAACUAUAUUCUUUUGUUGAACUUGUAUAACCCAAAGUAUGUGUGUGUGUGAACGUGUGCCAACUUUCUGCUAACACUGAAUGUACUCCAGGAUUAAUGUUAUCUGAUCAGAGUUCACUAACAGGUUGUUGUUACAGUUUAAAUAGCCAUUUUCAGGAGUAUAUUAUUAUUGACUAAAUAUUUCUAAAAUGUGAAAAUUAUAUUUUCAAAUUGAUUCGGUUCUUCAUGAUUAAAUAUCCCUAUUUGAUAUGUCCCUAGUCUCAGUGUAGUUGUAGAAGUGGAUGGAGAAGUGUCUGUACGUGAGAUAUCGGUGUAAAUGAAGCAAGCAUGUAUAAAUGUCUUAUACAACUGCCAGAACAUUCAUCAUAGGACUCAUGUGUAUGGGUAUCUAGCUUAUUACAACAUUGUCAUUUAUUGGUGCAAACUUUUCCUCUUUAUUUUUUUUUUUUUUUAAAUAUUAUUAUAACAGUAAGAUGUUAUGUAUGGUUAUUUAUUUGUAUACAUUUAUUAUACUGAUAAACCUUAAUGUGUAUGUCGGGAAACGAUCUGUGAUGUAAGAGGUAUCUUUCCUGUUGGGUGUAGAACUACAUUGUAUAACUAAUUUCAGUGCCUACAAAAGAUUUCACACAUCUAAAAAAAAAAAAAACCACUGAAAACAGUUUGUCAAGUUUUGAUAAUUCUUUUUUCUUUUCCCUGGUAACUCUAUCAAAAUUAGUUAAUAUGACAUAGUCCUUUCUAGAACAGGUGACAUUAGACAUCCAUUCUUUGACUGAAGAACAUUUCAGCCACAAGAAAUCAACCAAGCCAAAGCAAAAAUAUUAUAUUUCUAUCUUCUAAGUUAAGAUCCCCAAGGGAGAUAUGUUAGUAACUUAUUAAACACUUUGUAGUGUGAAGCUCAAACAAAUGCCAUUGAUACCAACAAGGUAUUAAAAUGUUAUUUUUUAUCCCCAAAUGAAAAAUCAAAAAUUUUCAGAUUGGAUGCAGAAUUGUUUUUUUGUACAAACAAGGUAUCCCUUUAUAUAAAUAGAUCUCUUACCAUGCAUCAUUAUCCUGGAUUAAGUGUCUGCCCUUGGUUUCUGGUUGUAGAUGUGUAUUAUGUGUACUGUGUUGUGUCUGAUGUCAUAUGUGUGUGGAGAGCCGCUCAUGUCAACUUUAUAUUUCAUUGUUGGGUGUGAGGAGGAUAUUGUACAUAAGAUGGAGGAAAUUGUAUAAUGCUCAGAGAACUAUAGAACUACUAUAUAAUGAUUAUUACACAUGGUCAGAGAUAGUAAUGAUAUUUAUGUGAUAAAUGAAGAAAAUAAUAAUACAUUGUGCCAGGAAGUUUUUUUUCUGCCUUUGUAAAAUUGAGUGAAUGUGUAUGUGAAUGUGAGUGAGAAGUUGUACAUUGUUCAAUUUGACAUGAUUAACAAGACACAAGCAUAGCUUUCAUUACUUAGUCCAUUAAAUGGUACUCACAAAGGAAAUCUCACCAAUUUAUUUCAUUAAAUGAAAUAUAGGUCCACAUACUGUGGUGUAUUAACAAACGUUCUACAUAUAACAUUGUGUCCAUAUAGAACCAAGGGGGGUAACUUUAUCAGUUUGACAGAAGAGUGACACAGUCCAGUUGUGUUUUCAAACUCCUGAGUUUUGGCACUACAUAGAUUUCUUUCCCUUUGUUAAGUGUGUUCCCUUAAUGCAAUUUAGUGCUAUUCUUACCACAAUUGCUGGUAAUCAUGACACAAGUUUUGGGUCCAGGGUUCGAAAUUUGGGCCACUUUAUAUAUUUAUUGGAACAUGUGUUGAAUCAAGGCAAUAUGUUUCUACUUGUAAUUGAUCAAUAUAGAGAAAGAUAGAUAUAAUGUUUUACAUGGGAAAAUACCAAAGAAAGAAACCUGAAAAUCCCAUACCAACUUACAUAUCGUAAUUUUCUCCAAUGAAAUUGUUAGCGAUUAAUGGUUAUAAGUCGCAUAUCUACAAAAGCGUUUCAGAUACUACAAAACCUUUAUUUUCCAAGACAAAUGUUGUUUUAGAUGGGUUGUAUCAGAUUAUUUAAGUACCUGUAGACAAAGUUGGAUAUAAUUACUUUUGUACAACUGAUCUUUCUUGAAAAGAAUGAAUUUUAUAAAACAAAAAAUAUGAAAUUAUUUUAUGUAACUUUAAAAAAAAAAAAAUCCAUUUAAUAUCAUUUUCAGUUUUGCUUUUCCAAAGAUUUUUUUACUUUGUCAGCUGAUAGUUGGCAGAGUAGCCGUGGUAACCAAGGCAUUUAUUUUGAAUGCAAUUUUUACCUGUAUUUCUGUUUUAUUUGUAUGCAUGAUAGUAUAAAGUUAUUUUAUUGGUGACAUGUUGACACAGUAUGUUGUCACCUGAGUUUGGUUCCAGUGGGAGUGGCCCGCUGAUGGUGCUUUUUUUUCUUUUCUUUUUUUUCCUUUUUUUUUUUAAUGAGACCAGCAGCCACUCAGCCCGACUUACUCUGUACACAGCUAAAUUAUGUCACUCUUGUUGUCGAGGUAAUCAAGAUGUCUUUUACAAAUUGACCAGUGUAUUUAUGUGUUACAGCAUUCUUGUUUCUGUAAUAAACCUCAAGUUGAAACUAAA
This is a messenger RNA of Pecten maximus, 5374 nucleotides long. RefSeq names its product transcription factor 7-like 2. Gene Ontology annotation, cellular component: beta-catenin-TCF complex. Gene Ontology annotation, biological process: canonical Wnt signaling pathway; regulation of transcription by RNA polymerase II. Bases 236 to 1720 code for a protein of 494 amino acids. The transcript is spliced from 8 exons. The record is from RefSeq and is a predicted model, not a curated record. Lineage: Eukaryota; Metazoa; Mollusca; Bivalvia; Pectinida; Pectinidae. Gene Ontology annotation, molecular function: DNA-binding transcription factor activity, RNA polymerase II-specific; RNA polymerase II cis-regulatory region sequence-specific DNA binding.